AUGCCCAUAAAGUGUGGGGACCCUGGCAUGUUCUACAUCCCAUGUGUAAUAGGAACCAUGAAGGUGGAGAAGGCAAUGCUCGAUUUAGGAGCAUCCAUCAACGUUAUGCCCUUAUCCAUGUACCAGGACCUGGAGAUAGGUCCGCUGAAGCCCACCCGAGUGGUAAUCCAAUUGGCAGAUCGGUCAAAUGUCUACCCAGAGGGAAUAUUGGAAGACGUUUUGGUCAAAGUGGAGGAACUCAUCUUUCCAGCGGACUUCUACAUUCUCGACAUGGGGAAGUCAAAGGCACGGGAUCCGGUUAUGCUCUUGGGCAGACCAUUUCUAAAGACUGCCAGGACUCGCAUUGAUUGUGAUACGGGCAAGCUAAAAUGUCAAUUCGAAGGGAAAACAGUGACCUUCGACAUAUACAAUGCCAUGAAACAUGCAGUUGAUAUGGAGAUGGUGAAAAGUGUCGACAUGAUUGAGAAGGUUGUUGUGGAGGUUUUGCCCAGAACAGCAUUCAAGGAGCCAUACGAUGCGAUAAUCCAGAAUGGCAUAACCGAGGAGGACUUGCAAGAGGAAUCAUUGCAAGAGGCGGUGAAGACACUAAAUGCAUGGAGCGAAGGAGUCAACCACACUGAGGCUUUGAAAAUCCCCACCCUGAAGGAGGAAGACCGACUUGUGCCCUCAAUCCAAAGGGCACCCAAGCUCGAGCUGAAGUCUUUGCCCAAACAUCUCAAGUAUAUCUUUCUGGGAGAUAAUGACACUUUGCCCGUGAUCAUCAAUUCAGAGUUGACACUCGAGGACGAAAACAAAGUCAAGAUGACUUUGGGGAAGUACAAGGAGGCAAUUGGAUGGACCCUGGCCGAUAUUAAGGGCAUAAGCCCUGCCGUAUGCAUGCACCGCAUAUUAUUAGAAGAAGAUGCAGUUCCAGUCCGAGACCGCUAG
Salvia miltiorrhiza (redroot sage) is the source of this 927-nucleotide messenger RNA. RefSeq lists its product as uncharacterized. The transcript has a single exon. The record is from RefSeq and is a predicted model, not a curated record. Bases 1 to 927 code for a protein of 308 amino acids. NCBI's taxonomy places the organism in Eukaryota, Viridiplantae, Streptophyta, Magnoliopsida, Lamiales, Lamiaceae.